Messenger RNA from Cyprinodon variegatus (sheepshead minnow), 1219 nucleotides. RefSeq names its product dual specificity phosphatase DUPD1-like. Bases 64 to 1182 code for a protein of 372 amino acids. Gene Ontology annotation, biological process: protein dephosphorylation; negative regulation of MAPK cascade. The record is from RefSeq and is a predicted model, not a curated record. The transcript is spliced from 7 exons. NCBI's taxonomy places the organism in Eukaryota, Metazoa, Chordata, Actinopteri, Cyprinodontiformes, Cyprinodontidae. Gene Ontology annotation, molecular function: MAP kinase phosphatase activity; protein tyrosine/serine/threonine phosphatase activity. Gene Ontology annotation, cellular component: cytoplasm.
GGAGCCGAGCUGCAGAAGGAGCCAGCACUGAAGGAGAAAUGUUUUAACCGCUGUAAACCGAGUAUGUCUCUUAGGGAUCCGCCAUACGAACCUCCGUCUGUCUCUGAGCUACAGGAGUUCUUACUGGCAGACAGGCGACCAACUGGUCAUGUCAAUCAAGUCUGGCCUAAUGUUUACAUAGGCAACGAGGUGGCUGCUCGCGACAAAGGAGCUCUCCAUAGUCUGGGCAUUACACACAUUGUCAAUGCUGCUCAUGGUCCUCCAAGUCCCAGCGACAGUCCCUGCUUUUAUGUCAACACUGGCCAACGUUUCUACAGAGAUAUGACGGUGGAUUAUUAUGGGGUGGAGGCUGAUGAUGCAACAGAUUUCAUUCUCAGUCCUUAUUUCUAUCCAACAGCGCGAUACAUCAGAGCUGCUCUGGCCAUGGGAGGAAAGGUUUUCGUACACUGCCUGAUGGGAGUGAGCCGCUCUGCCACCCUAGUGUUGGCCUUCCUGAUGAUUGUUGAGGAUCUGCGGCUGCAGGAGGCGGUGGCUGCAGUAAGGCAGCACAGAGACAUCUGUCCCAACGCUGGCUUCCUGAUGCAGCUUCGGUGCCUCGACAUGAGCCUAGAGAGGGAGAGGAGAAGCAAAAGACAGACCCAAGCACUAGGUUAUUCAGCCAAGCAGGGGGAAACACCAUCUCUGACUGAGCUGAGGGAAAUUCUCUGGACCAACAGGAAGUCUGUCGGGUCUAUCAAUGAAGUGUGGCCAAAACUCUACGUUGGGGAUGAGUCUGUAGCUCGAGAUAAAGCCAGACUAUCAUCUCUGGGUGUGACCCACGUCCUGAAUGCUGCAGCAGGUCAACACCGCAUCAACACCGGUCAGGCGUUUUACACCGACAUUCAAGUGGUGUACCAUGGUGUUGAAGCUCCAGACCAUCCAGAGUUCAAUCUCCGGCCUUUUUUCAACUCUGCAGCACAGUUCAUAGACAGCGCUCUGAAGGAAAAUGUGUCUUUCAGGGAAAGUUCUUGUUCACUGCGCUAUGGGUGUGAGCCGCUCUGGCACCUUGGUUCUGGCCUACCUGAUGAUCCAUCAGGGCCUGACAUUAAUGGAGGCCAUCCUCUCUGUAAGACUGUGCCGAGACAUUGGACCCAACUCUGGAUUUCUGGAGCAGCUGAGGCAGCUGGAGCUGAACCUACGUAGAGAGAGGACACAGAUCGCUGAGGACAGUAGUAAAACA